Molecule: messenger RNA, 17941 nt
Organism: Pelobates cultripes (western spadefoot toad)
Lineage: Eukaryota; Metazoa; Chordata; Amphibia; Anura; Pelobatidae
Source: the annotation of a GenBank genome assembly
GAUUUUGAGUUUAGAUCGGCGGCUGCUUUGCGGAGGGAUCCCCGGUAUUACCCAGAGUGCUCGGCCUCCCCCCGGGGAUACCGCACUAUGGACAGGCCUGUCAGGUGGGUUUAUGGCAGCAGGGAAAGGGUUAAUAAUAACAGCGUUUGGGCUCCCUGACAUCACCAUUAUUGUGUAUGACGUCACCCCUAGUAUUGUUAUAUAUAAUUACAUCACCAUAUAUAUAUAUAUAUAUAUAUAUAUAUAUAGAUAGAUAGAAAGAAUGAGAUCAUAGGCAGGGAUUGCUGCUGGGAUAGAUGUGGCCUGUACUCCUAGUAAUACUGAUCAAGACAUUAACAUGGCUAGAUAUAAAGUGUGAGGAGUUAUAAGUUAGUUUCAGAAUUUGGGCAAAACUAACCAAAUUGAAAACAGCCGACUUUCAGGCUGGCUAUUGUGGCCUAAAGUUGAAAUUCAUGUUAAAGCAGCACUUUAACCCCUUAAGGAUACAUGGCAUGUGUGACAUGUCAUGAUUCCCUUUUAUUCCAGAAGUUUGGUCCUUAAGGGGUUAAAGUCUUUGCAGAAUUUGCAAAGAUCCCUGACGGUGACAUCAGAUGGUGGGGUAGGUAAAGGUGAACUUUACUAACCUGAACCUAACUCUCACUCUCUUCUUUUAGUCAGUGCUCUUCAGUGCCAGGAGCAGACAUCACUGCUGUACUCUCGCUCGAGAGUACAGCAUUGAGGUCUAUGGAGAAAUUAAUGUUGCAGUCAGUGAUGGCUGGGAUGGACUGACAUUUAUAGAUGUCAGUAGCUCCGCCCAGUGUCUAGAAGUUCCAGGUGUAGGAAAUAUAUAGAGACAAGGUAGUCCCAACUUUGUCUCAAUAUAUCUCUUGACUAGUUUGAAAUUUCACUGAAAUUCCAACACAGUCAAAAUGAGUAUUUCAUAAAGAUGAUAUAUUUAUGAAAUACUCGUUUUUUUAAGGGGGUAGGUGACAGUGCUACUUUAAAUUCUUGGUAAUUUCACAAUUGUUGAUUAAAGGAACACUAUAGACACUAAAACAACUUUAGCUUAAUGAAGCAAUUUUGAUGUAUAGAUCAUGCCCCUGCAGUCUCACUGCUCAAUUCUCUACCAUUAAGGAGUUAAAUAAUUUUGUUUAUGCAGCCAUAGUCACACCUCAAUGCAUGUGACUUACACAGCCUUCCUAAACACUUCCUGUAAAGAGAUGUAAUGUUCACACUUCCUGUAUUUGCACCUUCUGUUUAAUGUAACAAUUCUUACUUCCUGCUAAUAGCUUGCUAGACCCUGCAGAAGUCUCCUGUGUGUAAUUAAAGUUUAAUUUACAGAGCAUGAGAUAUAAACUUCUAAAGUACAUAACAUCUGUUUGAAAAUAAAACCAUUUUGUUUUCAUGCAGGCUGUGUCAGUCACAGACAGAGGAGUGUGGCUAGGGCUGCAUGGACAGAAACAAAAGUGAUUUAACUCCUAAAUGGCAGAGACUUGAGCAGUAAAACUUCAAGUGCAUGAUCUAUACACCAAACGGCUUCAUUAAAGGGCCACUAUAGGCACCCAGACCACUUCAGCUUAAUGAAGUGGUCUGGGUGCAAGGUCCAUCUGGGGUUAACCUUUUUUAUAAAUGGGUUAAUAAAUGUUUAUAAAUGGGUUAAUCCAGCCUCCAGUGGCUGUCUCUUGACAGCCGCUAUAGGCGCUUGCGUGCUCCUCACUGUGAAAAUCACAGUGAGAAGACGCCAGCGUCCAUAGGAAAGCAUUGUGAAUGCUUUCCUAUGGACUGGCUGCGCGCGAGGCUCUUGCCGCGUUUCGCCCACUAUAUGUCUCUCUCAAAAAACAAAAAAGGUAUAGUGGGGGAAAUUGUGAUUGAAAACCCCUUCCACUUGAAGUCUGUGGGUAGUUAAUACAAUGUUAAACAAAAAUAUGCACAUCAGUCAAGCUAUAAGACUUGCUUUUCCCACAGAAAUCACAAAUUUGCAGUGAUGUUACUACCGCAAAGGAUUCUGGGUGGGCAUAUGCAAAUUAGUUAAACAAAGAAUCACAUUUUUGCUUCAUUCUCUUUUAAACAUGGAUACCAGCAGUCUUUCUACUAACAACUACUUAUCAUGAGCCGUUUAACUAGUGAGUUAGGGUCUCUAGUCUAGCUAGACUUCUCAGGAUGUUGGAGGGAGGUUUCAUCCUAUUGCAGUGGGAAUAUUAGGCAUUUCUUUUAAGUGGUGCCCUCGAAGGCACAGAUUAAUAGGGCACCUUAGGGUUUUUCCCUUCCCCUGCAGAGAUCCAAGGUAUUUCUUCAGCUUCAUACAGCAUUAUGGGUCACUAUUUUUACCAUAUCAUCGCCUAUUAACCCCUUAAGGACACAGCUUCAGAAGCUUGUCUUACGCUUAAUGACACAAGCAAUUUUUGCAUUUUCUUGCUGUAUGCGUUCAACUGCAAUUUGCAUCUCUCUCGUUUAUUGCACCGACACAUAUUAUAUACUGUUUUUUAAAGGACAUAAAGGGCUUUAAUUUGAUGUAACAUAUAUAUAUAUAAAUGCUUAUUUAUUAUUUAACAAAUACAGAAAAAUGCAAAAAAAAGAAAAAUUUUGUGUUUUUUUGUACAGUUUUUGCAAUAAUAAUGUGUGCCUAAUUAGUGCAGGUUAAAGAAAGUAAUUAAAAAUAAAUUUAUUUAGUUGUUCUGAUUUACAAAAUAUAUAAUGUGUCUGGGAUUUAAAGUUUUUUUUGGUAGUUACAGGUCAUAAAGCACAAGGAGUAAAAUAAACUUUUAAUGUAGAGCGAUUUUAGAAUUUUGUAUGUUUGUCUUGUAAGCUUAAUAGCCAUAAAAGAAAACAAAAUUGCCACACAAAAGUAUAUAUUUAUAUAAAGUAGACAUCACAGGCUAUUGUCCUAAGGUUUUUUUGACACUUUCUAAGUAGCCAUUUCACCGCCAAUCUCUGCUAAAUAUUGGAGUAAAAUUUAGUUUUUUGGAGUUUUUGGCACACAAACUUAUAACAAAGAACUUCCCAUGUAUAUUUUGUAAAGUUGGUGUGUGCUAUUCCUGUACAAAGUUUUAUUUUGUGUUCAGUUACUUCUGCUGAGUACAACGAUACCCCCAUUGUAUGUCUUUGGCACUAUUUCGUGAAGCUACAGUGCCAUAUAGGAGACCUGUCCGUUUCAACAUUUACAGUAGAAUUUUGAGAGGCGGAUUUAAUGGGCCUAUGCUUCAAUUUGGGGUACUAUAGCAGUUUGACUGUUCAAAAAAAACCCACAAAGGCCUACCAUUUAUAAAAGUAGACACUCCAGGGUAUCUCAUAUGGUGCAUAUUGUGCCUUAACAUGCCCCCAUUUUUUCACCAAUAUAUGCCAAAGUAUGUGGUAAAAAAUAAUUUUGGGCAUUUUUUACAUACGGAUUACAUUUUUGCUGGGCAUUUUGUACAUUUCAUAUGUGCCACUAAGUUCAAACCCCCAAAUUAUGCUCAGCUAAGUCUUCUGAGUAAAACAAUAUGCCCAAUGUAUGACCUAGACACUAUUUUGUGAAGUUACACUGCUAUAAAAGAGACGUAACAAGUUAAGGUUUUUAAGUGUGAAUUUUCAUGGAGGGUUUUGAUGCGUCCGUGCCCACUUUGGAGCACUUGAGCAGGCUACAUAUUACAACUACACCAUAAAGGCAUACCAUUUCUUAAAGAACACAUCCCAGGGUAUUUCAAAAGGCAUAUUUUGAACCUUAGCGUGGGAUAAUUUUUCCGCUAGCUUGUACCAAGUGUAAUGGUAAUAAGCGUUUUUUUGCCUUUUUGACACACAAAGUAAAUUUGCGCAGUACAUUUUGCAAAUCUUAUGUGUGCUACGACUGUAUAAUACUUCAUAUGUUGCUCAGCUAUGUCGGCUGAGUACAUCAAUACCCCCGUAUGUACCUUUGCCAGGUAUAUGUGGACAUCGGAGGGGCACAUUUGGGACACAGCCAUUCCAGUUCAUUUCAAACUUUAAAUUUUUACACUGUUCCCAUGUCCCAUUUUAGAGUAUUUUACCAGGCUAUAUAAUCCAAAUACCCCAUAAAGCCAUACCAUUUCUUAAAGAAGACAUCCCGGGGUAAUUCAAAAGGCAUAUUUUGAACCUUAGCGUGGGAUAAUUUUUCCGCUAGCUUGUACCAAGUGUAGUGGUAAUAAGCAUUUUUUCUGCCUUUUUGACACACAAAGUGAGUUUGCGCAGUAUAUUUUGCAAACCUUAUGUGUACUACGACUGUAUACUACUUCAUAUGUUGCUCAGCUAUGUCGGCUGAGUACAUCAAUACCCCCGUAUGUACCUUUGCCAGGUUUAUGUGGACAUUGAAGGGGCACAUUUGAGACACAGCCAUUCCAUUUUUUUUAAACUUUGAAUUUUUACGCUGUGUCCAUGUCCCAUUUUAGAGUAUUUUAAAAGGCUAUAUCAUCCAAUUACACCAUAAAGGCAUAUCAUUUCUUAAAGAAGACAUCCCAGGGUAAUUCAAAAGGCAUAUUUUGAACCUUAGCGUGGGAUAAUAUUUCCGCUAGCUUGUACCAAGUGUAGUGGUAAUGAGCAUUUUUAAAUGUAUUUUUUUACUUUGUAAAACUUUUUUUACUUUGUAAAACCCAUUUUUAAACUUUUUUUUUUACUUAUUAAAUGUUUUACACUAUCUUAACUUUUUUUACACUUUUAAUUUUUUUUCUAAACUUUUCUUUUACCGUUAACCCCUAACUAGCAGUAAGCAGCACUAACCGUAAAUUCCCCAUUUUCCCAUAACUCCCACCCACCCCAGCUAGCAAAAUAUUUAAUUAUAAAAUAUUUAAAUUAAUUAAUUAAAUAAAUGGAACCCCUGAGGGUUAAAAAAAAUAAAUAAAAGUUAAUCCUCAGGGGUUAAAAAAAUUAGAUCACAGUAUAAUACUGUGAUCUGUAUUUUGAUCACUGUAGGCAGUGAUCAGCUGGCAGGGAAGGGGUUAAUUUUUAUUUAGACUGGGUAAAGGGGGUGGUAUUUUUUUUUUUUUUACUUAAACGUUACUAAAACAUUUAAAAAAUUUUUUUUUACCUUUUUAAAGCUUAUUUUAAAACUUUUUUUAACGUUAACCCCUAGUUAGCCUAACACCAAAUUCCCCAAUUCCCCACUAACUUCCACCCAUCCCAGCUAGCUAAAUAUAUAAUUUUUUAAUAUUUAAAUUAAUUAAUAAAAUAAAUUUAACCCCUGAGGGUUAAAAAAAAAAUAAUUAACCCUCAGGGGUUAAAAAAAAAAAAAUCAGAUGACAUUAAAAUGUAUACCCUGCCAAUUGAUCACUGUAGUCAGUGAUCAAUUGGCAGGGAAGGGGUUAAUUUUAUUAAAACAGGGGCAGGGGGGGUGGGAUUUAACUUUAAUUUUUUUUUUUUUUACACAGGGAAGCAGAUCAGCACUGAUCCGUCUCCCUGCACUUCACACAGAACCCGGAAGUGCAGGGAGGCAGAAGGUGAGUAUGUGGAGCACAUGUGCUCGCUCUGACAUGCUGUCAGAGCGAGCACCGGUGCUGGGGAAGCCCGAUCGGGUGCUCCCGGUCUGCCUCUAAUGCAGAGGCAGACCGGAGCACCGUUAACCCCGCGAUCGCGGCGAUCUGGGGUUAACUUAAGAAAAUGACGGAAAUUUUCCGUCAACGGUCCUUAACUGAAGGACAAGGUUGACGGAAAAUUUCCGUCCACGGUCGGGAAGGGGUUAAGCCAUAAUAUUUAUUUAUUUAUAAAAUAUUUUACCAGGAAGGAAUAAUAGAAACCACCUCUCUCCCUCUCCUUGCAGAGAUUCCUUAUAAGAUAAGGAUUCUAGAUAGGGAUCCCUCAUUGACUCUAGCUCAUUUAACUGAGACUUCAUUCUUGUUUUAUUAAUUAGUAGGCAUUGUCUUCAACUACGAGCUAUCACACACAGUUUAGACAAUAAUCCUCACCAUGCAUUUUAUUUCAAUUUGCCGCUAAUCCCAGACAAGUGUUGGACACACUUUGCUGCGACUCCCAGAUACACUGGGUGAUGACUUCUGAGACUUCUUUCAUUUUCUACUAAUUAGUGGGCACUCAUUGUCAUUAGCUACAGCUAUCAUGCACAGUUUAGACAAUAAUCCCCCACUAUUAAUUUUGUUUCAAUUUACUGCUAAUCCCAGACAAGUGCUGGAAACACCUUACUGCGGCCCCCAGAUACAAGUGGGCUCUCUUUAUCCGACUUUUUGUCUUUAACUUGGCAUCCAUGCACAGUUUAGAUAAUAAUCCCUUCUACAAAUUUUGGUAUCAAAUUGCAACAUAUCCCAGACCAAUGUUGGUAAAUACCUGGCUGGGACUCCCAGAUACUACUGGACACUCUGUACCCGACUUAUUGUCUUACAACUACAGCUACCAUGCACAGUUUAGACAAUAUUCCCCUCAUGUAUGUGGGGUACUUUAUGCAAGUCUCAGAUCAAGUGUUGAUUUUAUUCUAUUUGAUUUAUUUUUUGUUUUCCACACUAGUGUUUUUGAGUGUUGACCCUCACCAGUUUUUACAUAUUAGAAAAUUAUCAUUAAAAGUAAAGUUUUAAUAAGGUUGCAUGUUAAGUUCUUUGCUGUACCCUUACUGUUUCCCACAACUAGUAGGGUAUUCCACUCCAUAGGAUCCUGUACCAAUAUCCUUUCUCUUCUGUUCCCCUCACACUUUUAUGCAUAGUAUAAUGUUUCUUGUUAUGGAAUUUGACACUUGAGAUUAUAUGGAAAGCUAGGCUCUAAAUAAUUUAGGGAUUCAUAUGAAAAAUAUCAAAAUGUGUAAAAAUGUAUCUGUCUUCUUUUUUCCUUCAGGGUAAAAAAAACUGUUGAUUAUUCCCUGUUUGGAGAUGUGGAUAAUGAUGGUGAGUAAAAACUAUUAUUCUGCCUUUAAAUCUUUAUUAUUUUUUUUUAAAUAAAAGGAAGAGAGGCGAUGCAGGAAACAAUCAUCAGUACUGUAAUACAAUCAGUGGUAAACAUGUCCCAAAAUGGAAAUAAUACAUUAAUCUAGAAUCAAGACAAUAUCUGCUUUGCAUAGUAUACUCUGGCUGAUAUGUAAAGAGAGGAGUAUGAUUGUGCUCUUCUGACCACUGCAGUAAUCAGUAAGGUUUUGCCUUGGUAGGCAGAGAGUGGCAGCUGACAUUUUGUCAUUCGCUGCCCAUUGCGAGUAAUAAAAUUUUUUUUCCUGCCUGCUUAAAGGGAUACAUUCAAAAGGUUAACAUUAGUAUGAAAUCUGUUGCAAAAUAAACUGAGUUGUUUUAGAUGAAGGAUAAGCUGAGCAGACGAGCCAUUAGAUUAUUUCUGCCACUGGAUUCUAUAUUAAACAUUGCCGGAAUGUCUGUAUUCUAUGAUCGCUUCUUGUGAAAAAUGUGCCUAUCAUACUACGUAUUGUAGUGGUAUGAAGCAAUGUGAAUUUGCCUGUUCCAUUUUUACCUAAUCAUUACAAUGCAUGGCAUUAAGGGGUCUUUCCUUUCUAAUACGCAUUUAACCUAUGUAUGAAUCCUAUAUAGUAAAAAAAAAUUCACCUUAGUCAGGUUAGCAAAUAUGACGAAAAAUUUACUCUAUAACUGCAUAAGAUUGUUGGUGGGCAUUGCAUUGGGGUUGUUCACUAAAUUGUAAAUCCUGAAAAAUUGCCGGGAAUUUUAGAUUUGGGCUUAAAUGAUGUUUUAUUCACCUUUUAUGGUAAAGUGUAGUCUCUUUUGGCUUAAAGUGCACAUUUCCAUAAUCUCCUGUAAAUGUGAAUAAAGAACCUGGAUUUAUGAAAGAUCUGGAAUGUUUUCUGGUGUAACUGUGGCGAGAUAUAUAUAUAUAUAUAUAUAUAUAUAUAUCCCCUUUAACCAUCUUGUGUUUUUUUUUUAUUUAUUUUUUUUAGAUGCACUCACAAUAGUCUAUUUCUCUAUCAUGAAAUGUGUACAAAAUUGCAGAUGCUUACCUCCUAUGUCAUCUUUUCAUAUUUUCUAGACGAAGAUUUUGCCUGCUCCUCUGCACCACCAAAUAAAAAAUCACGGGUGGAAGUAAGGAAGGACAAGAAGGAGAAGUCUGCAAAAAAGCCUCAAAAAGAAAGCACGACAUCACAGCCAAACUCACAAGGAAAAAGGUGAAUCAUUUUCAAAUUCUUUAUUAUUUUGUAAUUAUUUGAAGGAUGUAGAAUGCUGUUCUCCUAUGAACAUUACCUUGCUAUUCCUUCCUAAUAUUGAUUCUACAUUUGCUCACCAAUGGCUGAUUCCCCCACCUCAUACCCCACUGUAUUCUCUCAGCUUUACAUUCUUUCAUAUUUACACUUUACAGGAAUUUGCCCAAUUAUGUAACCUUGAAGGAAAAACUGACGUAAUUAUUUAUUGAAAAUAAAAGAUCACAUGUAUUAUAGCCAUACUGUAUGUAAGUACUUUAAGGGAGUUUUUGGAGGGGCCUGCUUGCCCGCCUCCUGCCAUGUGACUAUGGCCCCUGGGGGUAUUGCCCUUUAACCCCUUAAGGACCAAACUUCUGGAAUAAAAGGGAAUCAUGACAUGUCACACAUGUCAUGUGUUUUUAAGGGGUUAAAGACAUCAUUUGGGCAUAAUGGAUUUUUUUUUUUUUAUUGUGCUGCUACUAGCCCUUUAAGCACAGCGUAUGGACUUCUAUUGGACUGUGUAUGGCCCUUUAAGAACUGUAUGUGGGGAAUAUUGAGACUUUUUGGGACAAUGCCCCUUUAAGACGGUGUCCCCAAACCUUUAAUAUACUGUGUUCCUGGCUUUCUCCCACUUGGUUCAGUAAAUGGGGCUUACUGUCCAAGUAUUACACAGGUGGACCACCCAGAAGAGGAAGCGUGCAGGCAAUUUACCUACCAGACUGAAAGCCUGCUGUAGGUAAAUUGUCGAACGCAGGGGGGCCGCCAUUCGUGCAAACGAACACGUGUUGGCGGCCAUCUUUUUUCAACCGAACGCGGUCAGCGGUGUGUGUAGCCAAAUUCAUGGAACUGAAAUCGGCUACACAGUUCCACGAACACUGCUGUCCCUUACCUUCUCCUACACUGAUUUUUCAGCUGCAGAGACUAAGUCCCGUUUGGCGAUUCGAACACGUGUUCGAAUGGGACUUAGUUAUUUCUUCAGUGUGAAAUUGACCGACCGCACAGCCCAAAUCUAUGGAACUGUUUUGGGCAUGAAAAUGUGCUUGCGGUCGGUCACAAGGGACUUCCUGCUAACUUUGUAACCCCUGGAAGGAAUCACCUGAAUUUUGGAUAUGUGUGUAAUUAAAGUGUGCUGUGUAUUAACAUGUUGUUUUCAUGAAUGUAUAUUUUUAAAGUUACAGUAACUGUGUAAAAACUGUAUUUCUCUGCCUGUGAUAAUUACAUUAACCCAUUGUUUUCAGUAAUUAUAUCACAGACAGAGGAGAGAAUUUUGUGUGUAAUUACUGGGAGUGUCUGAGUGUAUUGUACGUAUUGAUUGGUUGUUCUGUAAAAUCCUGUGGGCGGUACUAUGUUUGUAGAAUGUGCAUAAAAGCAGAGUGUUGGAUUAAAGCUUCAGUUCUACUUCACCCUCAAUUUGGAGUGCCGUCUCUUAUUGGGGGAAUCUGCUACAAGGGAUUGCUAUGCUAGUCAUACUCUCAUGCUAAAUCACUACUAAGCUCUUGUAAGAGCUUGUUCCUGUCUUGCUCUCUGAAGGAGUCUACGGUAGUUAUGGUGUCGACUGGAGUGCUUGAAGCCCUCAGGAAGCGCUAGGAGCAUCCUUCAACGGAGGUACCCAGUCGAUAGUAUUUUUUUUUUUUUUUUUAAAGUGCCUAGUUUAAACAGACAUGCUUGCAUUAACAAUUCAGAUGAUUAUAGAUCACAGUGAAAGAUAGUAAUGAUUACAUGAAAAGUCAAGAAUACUGCACUUGGGGGGGGGAGAACACUAUAGGACAGGGGGGGGAAAGAAACCUAUGGGGCGGGGAAGAACACUAUAGGACAGGAAAAGGGGGAAGAACACUAUGGGACAGGGAAGGGAAGAACACUAUGGGACAGGAAGGGGAAAGAACACUAUGGACAGGAAGGGGGGGACAGGGAAGGGGAACACUAUGGGACAGGGAAGGGGAGAACACUGGGACAGGGAAGGAGGGAAGAACACUAUUGGACAAGGAAGGGGGGGAAAGAACACUAUGGGACAGGGAAGGGGGGAAGAAUACUAUGGGAAGGGGAUGGGAGGGAAGAACACUGGGACUGGGGAUGGGAGGGAAGAACACUGGGACUGGGGAUGGGAGGGAAGAACACUGGGACUGGGGAUGGGAGGGAAGAACACUGGGACUGGGGAUGGGAGGGAAGAACACUGGGACUGGGGAUGGUGGGAAAGAACACUGGGGGCGGGUUGGGGAAAGGACACUAUGGGACAGGAGGGAGGAACACUAUGGGACAGGAGGGGAGAAAAGAACACUAUGGGAGGAGAAAAAGAGAACACUAUGGGACAGGGAGGAAAGAACACUAUGGGACAGGGAGAAAGAACACAUGGACCAUAGGACAGGGAGGGGGAAAGAACACUAUGGGACAGGGAAGGGGAAAGAACACUAUGGGACAGGAAGGGGAGAACACUGGGACAGGGAAGGAGGGAAGAACACUAUUGGACAAGGAAGGGGGGAAGAAUACUAUGGGAAGGGGAUGGGAGGGAAGAACACUGGGACUGGGGAUGGGAGGGAAGAACACUGGGACUGGGGAUGGGAGGGAAGAACACUGGGACUGGGGAUGGGAGGGAAGAACACUGGGACUGGGGAUGGUGGGAAAGAACACUGGGACGGGUUGGGGGAAAGGACACUAUGGGACAGGAGGGGGGAGAAAAGAACACUAUGGGACAGGAGGGGGAGAAAAGAACACUAUGGGAUGGGGGAGAAAAGAACACUGGGACAGGGGAGGGGGGAAAGAACACUAUGGGACAGGGGAGGGGGGAAAGAACAUUAUGGAACAGGGGAGGGGGGAGAAAAUAACACUAUGGGACAGUGGAUGGGGGACACUAUGGGACAGGGGAGGGGAGAGGAACAUUAUGGGGGGGAGGGGGACCACCAAAAGAGAAGGGAAGUUUUUCAAAUUAGAUUAAUUAAAUUCAUUAAAACGUCUAAUAUUAAUAAAAUUAUAGGAAAAAAAUUUUUUUAAAUCAUUUGGGGGGCGAGGGGGGAGAGUCAUUUCUGGUUUCGGUUUUCGAAACCAGAAAUGACAUCCUGAAUUUUCGGUUUCGUUUUGGGCCAGAAUUUUAAUUCGGUGCAUCCCUACUUUGGAUGGAAGCACAGCUUAUCUGACCAAAAGUUGUGCAGGUAAUCAAACGUGUUGCAUCUCCUCUUUUGGAAACUGGUUUAUGACGUGAACUUUUCCUCUGAAGAGUGCUUUCAUGCAUACACCAUGAAGAAAGGUCCGAUAUGCAGGGAGACAAACAAAGGGUCAGGACAAACAAGCAUGUAGAUAUAUACUUAUAGGGCACCUGUCAUCUGUUUUCUCUUCACUAUUCUGAUACUUAAGUAAUAUAGUUUUGAUGAUAACUUAUGUUGGUGAUUGAUUGUUAAUGUAUGCACACAUUCUUCACUAAUCUUUCAAUGGCCUUAAAAUUGUGAUUAAGUUGCUCUAUCUUUUUCUGUGAUUAAUUUGCAUCUUUUUUUGCAUUAGACUACCUUUAGAUGAUAAGCUUUACCAUAGAGAUUUAGAAGUUGCAUUGGCACUUUCUGUACAAGAAAAAUCCUUGGUGGAAACUUCUGAUGAUCAAUUCAGCAAAGGUAAUAUGCACAUGUUACUUUAUACAUUUAGGUGUGCCUUUAAUAUUCAGUGACAUUUUUGAGUGAAAUAACUGGUGUUUUUCUGCUCAACACUGAAUUAUAGUGGAUUCAAUGGUGAAUUGCUAAUUUUGGUUGGUUUUCAGUAUAGUGCAAUCCAGUGUUUGUUUGUACAAGUUUAAAUAUAUUUUAAAUAAGUACUUGCUUAUUUGUGCUACUUAAGCAAAUGUUUCUAAAGGAGUCCAGAGGGGUCUCUACGUCCGUGUUGAAUCAUUCGAAAACAGUUUAACAAUUGAAGGUAAUGAGUUACUAUGAUUAUCACUCAAACUAGGAACUGGCAUAUUUCAGCUAAUCUAUAGCCUCCAUUUUUCUGUUGAAAAGUCUGAAAUGUACUGUUUUGAAAAAAAUAUUGACACUAACUUGUGGUAAAACACCCAUCCCACAUAUAGCAUAGUUGAAGGACUGUUUCCAUAUCAUGUUGUGUUCUUUUAGAUUGCUUCACCCUUUCAUGGCUCAUCAGCAUCUUGCUCACUUGCUUUAUGGUUGAACAUUUCUCAUGAGGAUUACUGUAUUACUGCAUUUUAUUUAUUUUGUCUUGUAAAUGAAUAAGUUACUGCUUGAAGACACAGUAUUUUCUAUAUUAUUCUUUUUUGUGUGAUGGGUAGUUAACAGUAAUUUUUUGUGAAUUUGUACUGUUUUUGAACAGUUUACCACUGAAUGAGAGUAUCUGCAAUCCGGCCCAUCUUCUCAUCUCAGGUUGAUGUUUCUGCAUUAGGAAGAACAGUGAUGGGUGGCAGUGAUAAGCAUAGAGCGUCACCUGAGCAAUCUCAGGCUAUCACUGCUGCUCAUCGCUGGAAUGAGUUGGCAUGGCUAAGACAGAGCUAUUUUGCCAUACCACCAGUGGAGGGUCAGAUCCACUGGACCCUUAUUAAGUGAGUAAGUCUAAGAGUGGUUUAACACUGAACUGGUGAAUGGCACUAAGGGACUCCAGACACUAUAGCCACUUCAAUGAAAUAAAGUUAUUAUAGUGCUUAGGUUAAUUUAAGCAUUUUGUUUUAGAAAUGUAGCUGCUAUAGCUUUUUAAUGUGAUUGUGCAUUUUGUAUGUUUAUGAAUCUUUUUUAAAUUAAUAUGUACUAUUUGUUCAUAUCUUUCAGGGUAUCCAACACUUCCUGAUGGCAGUACCAGGAGUGCUGAUGUGUCUUUUUCAAACUGCAGUGUAGACAGCAGUACUUUAGGUAAUAUGUAUUUUCCUUCCUACAUGCUGGAACCAUUUCAUUUGCACAGUCAGAAAAUUAACUCAUUACAUAAACUUCAACCUUUGCUCUAAAGCAAUAUUGCUUAUUGAGUAUGUCUUAUUAUAGUAAGAGACAGUUGAUUAUAUAAGCAGGAAUUUUGAGCUUUUUAAAACAAUAUACAAUUUUUAGUGUGUAAUCUGCUAUAACUUUAAUUAGCAUAAAAUGAAAGUUAUGCAUAAAAUGAAAGAAUUUGUAAAGAGCAUUUUUCAUAAUUUCCAUAAUUUUUUUUUUGUUUUGUCAGCCUUAAAUGGGUAUUAACUCUCCAUUGUUCUCUUUUUCUUGGCACCCAAUGGUACGUGGAAGGUGACCCAUUGUUCAUGUCACAAGUAUAAUAUAUUAGCCAAGUUACAUGUUGGUAUUCGAGUCUUCACAAACCUUUAUCAGAAAUUGCUAACUUAGUACAGAGACUUAAAACCUUUUUAACUGCCUCUCUUUGUAAAUGUGCACCUAGAUUCUAGUUAUAGUAAACACAGGUCACAAAAUUCAAGCCAUAGACUUAAGUGUUCAGGUACUCACUGCCAUAAAGCUGUGAUCAAUCUCAUUUUAUUAGGGUACACCCUCUGUCUGGCUACUUGAAGGAUGUUUUUUUUUUAUAUGAACCUUACAGAUACAGUGACUGAACAUACAUAUUUUACCAGAAGAAAUACUUAUGCAAGUAAGCACUAAUGUUGACAUGUGCCAAGGUUGGCCACUAGUGAUCAAUACAGUAAAUUCACAUACUGAUGUUUUCUCCCCACAGGUCUAGAUGAGGUCACAUGUAGUAAUGAAGAUCAGGCUGAUGGUAGAAGCCGCAGGCAGGCUGCAUCCAAGGCCAUUGCUGAACAGAGGAAGCUCCUGGCAGAUGAUAGUGAUAAUGAGGAUGCCGGGGAUGAGUUUAAGCCUGACUUAGCCACUUGUAAGUUUGAUUUGAUUUUUAGCACUGUUCACUGCAUCACUUCUUUCUUAUAUGACAGGUCAAAGGCAACUAAAGGGAUAAUCUAAGGACCAUAAUCACUAUGGCUAAUAUUUUCAAACAGUUUGACAAAAACAGGGAACAAAGAGCCCAUCCCUUAUACCUCUGAUAUCUUAAUGAGGAAUUAUCAUUUCCCUAUUAUCCUUAGAACAUUUUACAUAACGGAUGCAUGCAUUGCUAUUUAAUAUUAGGCUGUGAACACUGGACUAUAGCAUGUUUUGCUAAAUUGACGCAGCACUUUCUACAAUGCCAAUUCAUUUUACAGAGUCUGUAGCACGCAUGAAUACAACAAUAUGCAUAUUUUACAAUAUUAAAUAUGAUUUGACUUCUGUGAGAUAAUUAUGUAACUACCAUCACUCAUGCUAUAUGGCAUUCUGAGAGAUUGCUGGUGACCUGCUCAAGUCUGUCUGGUACUUUUUCCUCCCUGUUUUGAGACAACCAUUUCUUGUAUCUGCUUUUUUGAAUUUUACAUUGUUAAUCCUGACCAUGCUAAGGAUCAAUAGUUCAUCUUCUUGCUCAAUUUUUCUUACCUUCCACACAUAUUCAGCAAGUCUGGCAGUUAGUUAUUGUUAUUAGUGUUUUUUCUAUAACAUUCUUUCACCAAUGGUAUAUAUUGGGAUUUGUAUUCUUCUUAAUUCUUCAGGAUUGGGACAAACCUAAUUUUAUUAUAAAAUUUCUGACCUUUCAUUACCCCUCAAGGGGUUAAGAUGUGUGCACAGUCUUAAUGGCAAUUGGUGUAUUUUCUGGUGCUCUGAUUUACUAAUCACUUUUAUUUUGUCUGUUAUUCUGCUUUUCAGAUAGUAGUUCAGAGAGUGACUCAAACCUCAGCGAGGAGGAUGAAGAGUUUGACAUUAAGAUGUCUAGUAAGUUAAAAGCAAACAAAGAGACUAAACAAAAGUGUGCAAAGAAAAGUCCAAAAGACAGGAAGCUUGUCCCCAAGCCAAGAGCUGCUGGUAAGAAGAAUGUUUUGGUAUGAAAUAUAAAUAUCCACUUUUUUUUUUUAUAUAUAUAUAAGUAGCAGUAACAUGGCUUCAAUAUAUAUUUCCACUUUAUAGUUAGUUCAACUUCACCUCCUGUGUCCGUUAAAAUAAAGUCACUGCCAGCGCAGAGAACUGCGUUCUCCUCACCUACUCCUGUGAAACCGACACAACAUCACAGCUCUCCUCCGGUCGGGGUUAAGAAACAAAAAUGGACACCUCCAGGUAAAAUCACUACUUGUCUUCAAAAUGCUGAGAUCUGCCAUGUUUGUACUGUCCGUAUGCAUAGUACAAUUCCCAUGAUACUCAUUCAGCUUUUUACCUCUGGCUUCUCACUUGGAAUCAGUUUACGGGGUAAUGAUGAUGAUUAUAAUCUGCAAUAAUCAUAGAGAAUGGGUAUUGGUUGCACAUGUUUCUGUUUUGUGUGCAAAAGAAUACGUUGCUUUUAAGAAAUUACAUACUGUUUACUUACAAAGUGCUUCAAAUGUAUCAAGAUCUCUUAAAAGAUCAUUGAUAAUGUGAUUUUGCUUGAUAAUAUUGACUAAAAAUCAGCUUUUUUACAGAAUGCUGUAUACAGUGGCUGUGAGUGUGGUAGCUGGUUAUAUGGAUUUUACAAAACUACUAAUAAUAAAAUGCUACAGUCUAUUAAGAUUCACUGUUUGCCUCUGAUUAGAGUUAUGUGUUUAUAUUAUUUUUGCAGCUGCUUAUACUUCUUCAGCCCUCUUCUAGUCAUUGACUGCAUUAUUCUACAUUAUAUGAAUUCUUUUUUUUAUUUUAUUUUUUAUUUAGCAGCUUCAGUUCAGGGAAACGGUGUUAAAAACUCACUGGAAGGAGUAAGUGUCCGAUCACCUAACCAAGGACUGCGACUUGGCCUAUCAAGAUUUGCAAGAGUCAAACCGUUACAUCCAACAAUUGUCAAUAAUUGAGUUUGGAUGUUGAUGAUUGCGGCAUACAUGAUUUAAGAAAAAGGAAAAGUACAUUUUGUGUUUAUAAAUCACUUCACAAACAAUUUGGAUUUGAGCAUUGCUUGUAUCAAACCUUUCUUGAGACACAAGUGUCCUUUUUUUAUAUAUCCAUAAAUCCCCCCAAAACAAAACACAGUAGAAAAGACUAGAAAAAUGCCUGAUAAACAUUCGUCAAGAUUUCUAUGAAAUAAACACCAAUUGACGUUUUAAUGUCUGAAUUAGUAUGGCAAGGACACUAAACUUUGUUUGCGGAGAAACUCCUGAAGUGAAAUAUUUGCAUUAGCUUUUUCAGUGAAAGAAUUUCAUUUUAAUACUGUCUACCUUUUUAAAAUGUGUUUAAUGGAUAUCCUCUAUUAUUCUGAAUGUGUUCUGUUGUAGACUGAUACGCAUAGCCAGAUACUGACAACAAUAAAUAACAUGACCAGCUAUGCAAUGUGAAUUAAGAGGUUACCCCUGUUCUUAUUCCUGAGUUUAGGCAUUUUUAGCCUAUAAUAUUCCUGCUAUAUUUGCUGAAUUCUUUGUUAUAUUUUAAGCAUUCCCUUUUCAUCAUAAUCUGUUCCAUAAUCUUGUUGCUAUACAGUAGCAAGAAACAUUUAUUUUUUUUUACACAAAUUUUAAAGUUGUUUGUCACAUCAUUAAACCAUUUAUUAUGUGUGCUUAUUAAAGUAAAUGAUUUAUGUAAAUGAGCACCAUGCAUAUUUGUGUACGAAAAGUCAAUUUCUCAAAUAAUAAUAAUAAUACACAUUUAAUUUAAUCUAAUUCAUCUUGUUGAAAUUUGUUAUGUGUCUGGAGUCUAUCAUACUUGUGACAGUUUUUUAAAAGUACCAGUUUUAAUAGAAGUCCGCACUAUUGGUAAAAGCAUUUUAAUUGCUGUCAAUCAGACUGCCAGGGAGGUUUUAUUCUGCUCCUAUUAGCUUCACAGAGCUAACAGAAGCAGCAGGUGUGCUAGGCUAGGCUAGGUGUGCUAGGCUAGCACACUCCUGCCUUUCCACCUUUAUGAUGAGCUGUAUUACAGCUAAUUGGGUAGCACAGGGAAGUUGCGAUCACAUGUAUUUGUGACUCUAGGCCAGAGACUUCUCAAUGUGAAAACUUUGAUUAGUGUGUACCUCUGCAUAAACUAAAAAGCUGUGUCUGUAAAAAGCAGGCAGGACUUGCUUAAUCAGGUCUGCAGCUUUUGCAAGCUGUUUUAUCAUACACAGAAAAAUACACGUAUCUACUAAAUUGUUAAAAAUAAAUAUUCAAUGGAGAUUUCCUUUUAAGCAUACAGUCACAUGGACCCUCUACAGAUAUUAGCCAAUGCUUAUCAGAUAGAAAUAUUCCUACAAGUAAAAAAAGAGUUGUAUCUCUGGAUAGAAUCAACUAGAAUGGGUGCUGCCCACGAAGGCAUUCCAACAACAUCUGACCGGCAUCAAACACAUUCCUCCAUUAAGAUAACAUAGACUGUACUACCAAAUGGCCUUUUAGAAUAUUAAAUCUUUAUUCAUUUAAUCUAUGUCAGGUAGGUUAGCUAGUUGGGAAACUGAAUAGUUCAGUUUUUCUGAAGCUGUGUUGAUUCAGCCAGUGUUGUUGUUUUUUUUCUUUUGGUACUGCAUCCUCUUUCAAUAAUACUUGGGACAGAAAGAUUUUCAGUCCUCAGUAUAUCACCUCAUCAUACAAGUAUGUGUCCAGUACAGGAAUGUACAUAGUUUUGUAUAGCACUUAAAGUUUAUAGCAUGAACCAACUUUUCUAUCAAAAAAAGGAAAUCAAUUGGAAAGUGUUCAGAUGAGAAUUCGAGAAACAAAUGCAUUUUCCAUUCCAAAUGCUCUUUAUUUAAAUGUUAGCACCUUCUCCUAAUUAUCUACAAUUAUAUGUACAAGGCAUUGAAUGAAAUUUCAACACUGCUAUGUUCAGAGCUGUAAAACCUCUAAAAUGUUGCUGUCAUUUGCCAUUUUAAAGUAUUUAAGAAUUAUUAAUCUUUUUUCAAUUGUUUCAGUUGUGUGUGUGUGUGUGUAUGUAUAUGUAUUUAUUUCUGUCAAUGUGAUUCUUUUACUAAUAUUUGUAAAUUAAUUUGUAGCUGUUUUUGUAUCUACAAAUGUCAUGUAUUUUCAUUUUUGUAGACUCAUUUUAAUAAAAAUAAAUAACGCUG